GCUUUUACAUGGGUUCUCUUAGAGGAAACGUUGAAGAGCCUAUCUCUCAGUCACUACCUAGACAGAAUUCUCUCUAUAGCUUAAAGCUCCAUGAGGUUCAAAACCAUUUAGGAAGUUCCUCAAAACCGUUGGGAAGCAUGAACCUCGAUGAGCUUCUCAAGAGUGUCUGGUCUGCUGAAGCUAAUCAGCCACCAGAAGCAACAGAGGAAGGGAUUCCUCGUCAAGGAUCCUUGACGCUGCCUCGAGAUCUCAGCAAAAAGACAGUCGAUGAGGUUUGGAGAGACAUUCAACAGGACAAGAUUGGAAGCAGUAGUAAUCCUCGUGGUGAGAGGAGAGACAGUAAUGAUAAUAAGCAGCCUACACUCGGUGAAAUCACACUUGAGGACCUGUUGUUGAAAGCUGGUGUAGUGACUGAGACAAUAGCGCCUCAGAAUGUUGUUAACAUAGCUUCGAAUGGGCAAUGGGUUCAGUAUCAUCAGCCUCAGCAUCAACAUCAAGGGUUUAUGCCAUAUCCGGUUUGUGAGAUGCAGGAAAUGGUGUCUCCAACGCCUUUGAUGAUGGGUGGAUUAUCUGAUUCACAACAUGCGCAUGGGAGGAAAAGAUUGGCUUCAUCAGGAGGAGAGAUUGUGGAGAAGACUGUAGAGAGGAGGCAGAAGAGGAUGAUCAAGAACAGAGAAUCUGCAGCACGUUCACGAGCUAGGAAACAGGCUUAUACUCAUGAAUUAGAGAUCAAAGUUUCGAGCUUAGAAGAAGAAAACGAAAAACUUCGGAGGAGGUGGAGAAGAUCCUCCCAAGUGAACCACCACCGGAUCCUAAGUGGAAGCUCCGGCGAACAAGCUCUGCUUCUUUCUGAUCUAAAAGACUCUUCUUCUUUCUUCUUCUUCUUCUUCUUCUUCUUCUUCUUACUAGAGUUAUGUUGUCUGAUGCUAUACCAAGCAUCUUCCGUUGCUCGUUCUCUAUCAGCAGAUCCUAAGACCGCCAUAUCCAUUUUGUGCUCAAAGGGGAACCUCCGAGAAGCCUUCCAGAGAUUCCGACUCAACAUUUUCUCAAACACCGAUCUCUUCACACCUUUCAUCCAAUCAUGCGUCACCAGACAAUCUCUUCCCUCUGGAAAGCAGCUCCAUUGCCUCCUCGUCGUCUCCGGAUUCUCCUCCGAGAGGUUCAUAAGCAACCACCUCAUGAGCAUGUACUCCAAGCUCGGAGAUUUUCCUUCCGCUGUCGCCUUGUAUGCUCUCAUGCCCAAGAAGAAUUUCAUGUCAUCUAACGUACUCAUCAACGGGUAUGUGCGUGCCGGUGAUUUGGAAAGUGCACGGAAGGUGUUCGAUGAAAUGACUGAUAGAAAGCUCACAACUUGGAAUGCCAUGAUCGCUGGAUUGAUUCAGUCUGAGUACAACGAAGAGGGUUUGAGUUUGUUUAGAGAGAUGCACGCAUUGGGGUUUUCCCCCGACGAGUACACUCUGGGUAGUGUAUUUAGCGGAUCUGCUGGGUCGCGGUCGCUGCUCAUAGGGCAGCAGAUUCAUGCCUACACGAUCAAAUACGGGCUUGAGAUCGAUUCAGUUGUUAGCAAUUCGGUGGCUCAUAUGUAUAUGAGAACUGGGAAAUUGCAAGAUGGCCAAGAUGUCAUUAGAUCGAUGCCUGUGAGUAAUCUGGUUGCUUGGAAUACACUCAUCGCAGGGUACGCUCAGAAUGGAUGUCCUGAAACCGUGCUUUAUGAGUAUAGGAAGAUGAAAGUCUCGGGCUUUAGGCCGAAUCAGAUCACUUUUGUAACCGUGCUGAGUUCUUGUUCUGAUUUAGCGGUUAGAGAACAUAUGAAAGUGAAGGAAGUUGAAAAUAGCUACGAGUCUAGAGAAUUGAGGAGAGACCUUGCAAGAGAAGACGACACCGUUUCAUAUGACAGCUCUUGUACCUCUGCCACUACAACUUCACUUGUCAUGGCUCGGCCUUUGCAACGAGACAAGAGGUCACACCCAACU
This is a messenger RNA of Thlaspi arvense, 1973 nucleotides long. The record is from the annotation of a GenBank genome assembly. Lineage: Eukaryota; Viridiplantae; Streptophyta; Magnoliopsida; Brassicales; Brassicaceae.